GUCAAUAUGGCGGAUGCAGAUCUGUCAUCUCCCCAGAUUAUAACUUAUCAUCGCCGAGUCGACAGAACACCAGAGAAAAAUGAUGACAACACGUGUGAAACAGAAAAAAUAAUGAAAAGUGAAUUACGUCGGGCACUGGAAAAUGUCCACACGAAGAUGACUCGACUUCAAGACGAUGUGGAUGACAGAGAAAAGGAAAUUGAAGAGGAAAGGAAGCGGCGAAAGGCUGCUGAGGAAAGACUGCAUGCCUACCUUGUGGAUAUGUAUGAUAAUGAGGGGGAGGUAGCGAAUGAACUCCGUCAGCGACUUCCACGGGCCAAUAAAACUGACCCACUUAAAUCACAGAUCGAAGAGAAAAUAGAACAAGUUGAGGAAGGGCAAAUCGAGGCUGACUUCAGUGAUGAUGUACUAGCAGCAAAUCCAGAGAAUAUGUCUGCCGCAAGAAAUUCAGUGUUAAAUGACUUGGAAAGACAGAUUAUCCAAGAAGAGAAACCACAUCUGUCAGGUCAGGAGAAUGGAACAGCUUCAGGAGGGGGUCAGAGUUCAGGUCUCCGUGUUAACCAGUCCAGUCCAGGCCAGACUGUUCCUCCUCGUCCGUACAUGCCAUAUAUGGGUAUGCCCACAGCAUCAAUGUACAUGCAGCCAGUCGCUCCCUACAUGUCUAAUUACAUGAGCGCCCCCUAUCAUCCGGGGAGUUUUCUGUCCCCGCCUCGUUACUUCAAUCCUGGGAUGCGUACUCCAACCCCAACAUUACCACAGAGGUACAGCCCCAGCACCACAGGCUCAGCGAAUACCUCUGGGGAACACAUAGACAAUCCACUGAAGGUCGGAGAUCUUCAGUCUAGUGCCCCAGGGAGAGGGGAGAGUGGGGACCCUCUAGGGUCUUCUGGUGAAGGUCAGCCCAAGGACAUAUCCAACGGCUCUCCAUAUAGAACAUCUCCAUUCCACAGUCACAUGUCACCAUCUUUCUCCCCCUACAUGGUUGACCCCAACUAUGCUAGAUUUACAAACGGUCUCAAUAUGGCUGGUCAUCUGUCUAGUCCCAGUCGGCCAGAGGACCAAGCCAAACAGAUUGCAUUAUUGAUGGCUGAACUGGAGACCGAGAAGGCUUGCAAUAAAAAGUUGGUGGAUAGAUUGGCAGACAUGGAAAUAGAGCUAGAAACUACGAAACUGUCCCUGAAGACAUCUGGCUCUGACCAGCACCAUGACACAGACGCAGACAAGGCUGCAGCUCUUGUCCAGGAAGUUCGCUCAGCUCAGAAGAAGCGAGAUGAAUCGUCCAUGAACAGAAUCAAGAUAGCUAAUCAGGAGCGAGACGAAGCUUUGUUACGAUUACGUCAGGCAGAGAUACGACUCGAGGAUCAGGGCUAUGGAACACCUGAGAGAUCAGAUAAUGAAGAUUUAGAUGAAGAUGACCAGGGUAUGGAGCAGCUUCUGGCGAGAUUGGGAGGACCAGACACUGGGGACGGGACGGAACAGGAGUGUACAACCCUGCUACAGAGGCUGGAAAUGAGGAAGAGGAGACAGCAGGAGAUUACCGCUGAAGAGAUGCAGGUCAUACUGGAGCAACGAGACACGGCUCUGGCAAAGGCCCGCAGGUACGAAGAGGAGCUGCUCCGUCAGCAGCGACAGGGUGCAGAUCAUAACCUCAAAGCCAAACUAGCAGCAGUCACACAAGAGAGAGACAUGGCCUUGGCCCAGAUCAAACAGCUGAAGGAUGAGAUAAUGACAAUCCGUAUCUACUACAGUUUACACAAGUCUUUGUCACAAGAUUCCCAUGAUCAGCUGAACACAUUCCAAAGUGGGAGUUCAAAGGUCGGAGGAGAUAGCAGUGGAGAUGGGGUCCAAGAGAAAAAGGAAAGCAACACAAGUGUGGCCCAACUCCGGGCAGCAGAGCAUGAAAAUAUCCAGUUAGAGGCAGACCUUCAGAAGCUGGAACAUGCUCAUCAAGAUAGCAAGGACAAAGUUGUCAAAUUAGAGAGAUUGGUUGAUAUCCUGCGCCGGAAGUUGAAAGGCCUGGAGUUAGAAAGAGAGGAGGACCAGGCGAAUGCCCAGUAGGACUGGUUAUGUUCGUCCUGAGAUCCUAAUCUUGGAAGGACAGCUCUGAAGGAGUAUACAUUCAAAGAAACUUUGGAGAAACAUCCUUUAAUAAACCUGAAGAGAAGGAGACAAACCAGUUUUGUUAUGAAGUGUAAAACAAAGUACCCACACUGAUACACUGACCAAAGAUUUUCUUGUCUCCCUAAAAUUUGUUUAUAAAUACAUAUAUAUACACAAUCCGUUCCUUUUGCCAGUACAACGAUGUAUGUCUCAAGUGUUCAAUUUAAGGACAGAUUUUUUUCUGGUGUUAUCAGGUUGAUUAUACAUACAUUAACAAAAUAAGUCCUAUUUUUUUCUCUAAAACUGUUACUUUGUGAGGGAGUCUCUGUAGGAGAGAGUGUGAGAAUGAAUUCUAGGAGGAGUCUAACAUCUAUGAUGCAAACUUGAUAACUAUGUACUUAUUAUUAAACACUAUUUUUUCCACAAGAUUAUUUUUCAUCCAAUGGCUAUAUAUUCAAUAUAUUUACAUUUCUGCUUUUAUGACCAUAUACAAAUGUAUAGAGAUAAGCACAACUUGGUUAAAAUGUGUUCAUUGGACUUGUGUAUCAGCUUCAGAUUCCUGUGAAUUCUUGUUCCGCCCACAUAUUACAGUGCCAUCAUUUAGAUGAUGUUCAGUUGUCCCAAGAAUGUUGUUGACACAGACUUAAAAUGUGAAAACUUCAAUUCUGCCAACGUCACCUAAGUCUUGUAUACUUACAUAUCUAUACAUACUGUCAUGGGUUGGAAUGUAAGUACAUUCAAACUGGUAUGAACCCAAGUUGUUUACAUACAUAUUUAACAUGAAGCCAUCUAACAGUGAAGAUGUGAAUGAUUUGUCAUCCUCUCUGUAUGGAUAUCUGUCUCUUAGUUGGAUGUCUCAUCAGCUGUUUUAUUUAUCUAUAUAAUAAGUUAUAUCAUGGUCAAAACAUACUGAGAUUUAUAAUUAUAUUACCAAUGGCAUUUUAUAUACAAACUAUGUGCAAUGAUUUGCAUAAUUGAUUAUAGUGAUAACUUACCAUUAUAUACAAUCCUUAGAUUUAAUUGUUUAAGCUGUAAAUUUGUAUCAUUUUCCAGAAAAGUUAAGGUUUUCAUUGAAAGUGGUGUGGAAUCAGAAAGUACUCUAAAGAAAAUAUCAUCACACAAAAUAACAAAGUGUAAAUGGUGAUUACACGAAAAAAGUUUUUUUAUGAAAGUUACGAGGAUAUUCCAGGUACAGGGUACAGUAAGUUGUCGUUUGAUUUAAUUAUUUGGAUUGAAAACCUGUCGGCCAUUAUUUGCUAUCUGUGAUGCUUAAUUUUGUUGAUAUUAUGUUGUGAAGAUUUUAUCUUGUAAAUAUUUUGUUUACAAAAUAUAUAAUAUUAUCUAUGAUACUAUUUAACGCUAAUAUUAUUAUUUACAUGUACUACCAAGCUUUAUGUUUCCUCUUCUGUGCCAUUCCUAUUCAUCAUAACCUAUAGCAAUUAUAUCACUCUUUACAUACUACUUGUUAACUUAUUGUAUCUGUAUAUUCAUUGUCUAUUUUAUUUCUUUGAUAAUGUUAUUAAACCACAUCUACAUAAUACAUAUCAGAAUUUAAUCAAUGUAUGUUAAUUUAGUGUCAGUAUAUAUAUUUAUAUACAUGUAUAAUAAUUAUUUAGUAUAUAGUUUUUGAAUAAUGACAAAGUGAUGAGGUAGUCACCAGCUGCGACAAAAGUGAAAUAGACUCAACAUUACCAUAUUUGUCCUGUAAGAAGCUCAGGAUGCCAACACACAAGCUAUAUAGUUAAGGAUGGGCUUAUUACAGGACAAUGAAAUAACUAUUGUUUGCAAAUAUAUUCAGUGAAAUACAAUAUAUAUAGAAGUGAGUUGGCUGAUUACCAGACGUGGGUUUAUUGCUGGAUAAAUACGGUAAUAUACCAACACUGAUAACAGCCCUAUUGUGGGACAGUCUGUUGAUAUGAUAUAGAUACCAGUGUAUUGUAGUUGGUUGUGGGAAUAUUUAGUACUGUUAAGAUACCACCUGAUAUUGUUGGUAUCAUACUGCAUUUAUCUGAUAGGGACAUUUACUGGGAUUACAGACAAUUAUAUUGUAGUGUGAAUUGAUGCGUAAUCAAAAUUAGAUCGUAACGUGGUUUACUGUAGUUUUAGUAGAAAGUGUCCCAGUCCU
This is a messenger RNA of Pecten maximus, 4225 nucleotides long. RefSeq names its product mirror-image polydactyly gene 1 protein-like. Lineage: Eukaryota; Metazoa; Mollusca; Bivalvia; Pectinida; Pectinidae. Bases 7 to 2058 code for a protein of 683 amino acids. The record is from RefSeq and is a predicted model, not a curated record. The transcript is spliced from 12 exons.